CCUUGCCUGCCUGAGCAUUAUGAUCAGCAGGCAGCCAAAGAUCAGCCAUAGAGCAGCAGUUUCCUCCUCAGCAGGUUUGUGUAUCACCCGGAGCAUCUUUUCUGGAAAAAUACCACAGAAACAGACAGCCUCUGAGUUCACCUGCACGAUUGUUGUUAAUCCGGUCGACGUAAAUCUCUUUGAAGACAAAGAGUAUAAAGAUGCCUUCAGCAAUGGUUAGCAACAAUGCUGUCCAGUCGGCCAUUCCAGAGGUUGGAAAUGGGAACAAGUGUGAGGCCAUCCAGCAAGUUCUUGGUGUGCUCGACAAGAAGGUUCGCAACAUGGAGAAAAAAAAGUCCAAGUUGGAUGACUAUCAAGCUAAGAAGAACAAAGGUGAAAGCCUGAAUCAGGAUCAGCUAGAGGCCUUGUCAAAAUACCAGGAAAUCCUCACCACAAUUGAGUUUGCUCGAGAGCUGCAGAAGAGCUUCCUGACGCUUGGCCAAGAGAUUCAGAAGACGUCGAAGAAAACCGCAAGACGCCAACAGCUGCAGCGAGAGGAAAUGGAGAAAUGGCGAAUGAAGACGGUUUUGGAGCUGCAGUUCAUAUUGGACCAGUUGGGAGAUGACAAUGUCAGGCAGGAUCUGAAGCGGCCCGAUGCUUCUGGCUCGCCCUUGCUCACCGAUGCCGACCUUGCAUCACUCGAUGAGCUCUACAAACUUGUCGGACCUGAUCGGAAUUGUGACGUCAGGUUGACUGAACAAUAUGAAGAGGCCUCACAGCACCUGUGGGAACUGCUCGAUGGCAGGGACAAGGCUGUGGCAGGGACGUCAUACAAGGCACUGAAGGACAUCCUGGACAAGUUGCUACAGAGCGGCUACUUUGAUAGACCAUCAAGUGGUCGAAAUGGAACAUGUGAGGAGGAGGAAGAGGAGAAGCAGGAAAAGCAAACGGUAGUGGCUGAUUCUAACGUGGGAGAGCAACCAUCUGAACCUGCACCAGUUCCUGAAAAUCCUCAGCCUGUGCAGUUGGAAACCACAGAGUUUGUAAAUAGACAAUUUAUCCCGGAAAACACGUACAGCAGUACCGACACCGAACAUGUGGAGGAGUGGUCAGUGGACAUGCAGAUGGUGAAUUCCCUCCAGCACCAGCCCGCUGCCCAGCUACCACCAGAACCCAGCGCAGCUGUGAAUCGUGUCAGUCCGUGUCCGUCGACUGACCCGGUGAUCAGAAAGCAGGUGGUGCAAGACCUCAUGGCCCAGAUGCAAGGGACAUACAACUUCAUGCAGGACUCAGUGUUGGACUUUGAUGGCCAAGCCCUGGACCCGGCCAUUGUGUCAGCCCAGCCAAUGAAGCCUGUACAGACUGUGGACCUCCAACAGUUAGCCUCUCACUCAGAGUCCAGGCUUCCUCCGAUGAACAUGGUGACAGGACCAAAGGAGCCCUCACAAGCUGCGAUGUCUCUGCCUUCUGAGCAGUCGCCUGCCUCUUGCUCCCUGUCCUCUGCCUUCCCACCUGCCUCCAAACCCUCCCACACCGGAGGCAUCAAUGUCAAUGCUGCACCCUUCCAGUCAGUGCAAGCGGUAUUUAAUAUGAGCGCACCUGCAACACCAGCCAGUGGCCAAACAGACCCUCAUAAACCGUCUCAGUUUCCCGGGGGCUACGGGCAGAGUUUUAGUGCUCAAUCAGAUCCUGCUGUGGACCAGCCUGACAUUCCACAGGAAACAUUGCAAUCUGUUGUUGCCGGGUUCCAGCCCCAAGCCCACGUCAUGCCUUCACCAGUGGUGCACGAAGACUCAUCGCCCAGUGCGGGCUUUGGACAAUCGAGCCAGUCCUUCUACAACAGCAGGGCAGUGCCCCGGGGCGGCUCGAGGAACAGCAGAGGUACCAUGAAUGGCUACCGAGGCUCUUCAAAUGGAUUUAGAGGGGGCUAUGAAGGUUACCGCCCUCCUUUUUCCAACCCUCCCAGCAGUGGUUAUGGUCAAAGCCAAUUCAACACGGGGCCCCGGGACUACUCGAGCAACAACUACCAGAGGGAGGGCUACCAACAAGGUUUCAAACGUGGAACUGCCCAGGGGCCCCGAGGACUGUCUUGAGGUAUUGCUCGAGGAUGGCGAUCCUACUGACCGGCUUAUCGCUCCACGUUGAGCAUUCAGGAUUUUUGAAUGUGCUCACCCAAACUCACUUUUGUAACGUUUCAUUUCUCAUUAAUAAUCUUUUAUUCGUUUCUGAGUCAGUCUGCUUUUGUCUGCCCAUUUUCUCGAAAUGUUUUAACACAAAAUGCAGAGUCUCCUAACUUCAUGUCAGAUUAUCCGCACAUACGUGCGAUAAUAAACUAGAUAUUCCGGUAAACUUGAAAGAUUUCAUUAAUUUAUUUUUUGUACAAAACAAUGCAAAAAAUAGCCUGCCACUGUCAAAAUGAUUCCCAAGAGAUUUUCCUCUGGCAUGUGCUCGUUGGUCACUUUUCCUUCACAUCUUGUAGACAUGACAAUGUAUUUUUUAAUCUCUCACCAUCACCUCUUUGUAUAUCAGUCAAGACUGAUUCAAUAAAGCUGUGUUCUAUUACAAG
Molecule: messenger RNA, 2545 nt
Organism: Syngnathus acus (greater pipefish)
Lineage: Eukaryota; Metazoa; Chordata; Actinopteri; Syngnathiformes; Syngnathidae
Product: caprin-1-like
Exons: 17
Coding region: 201-2072 (623 amino acids)
Cellular component (GO): cytoplasm
Molecular function (GO): RNA binding
Source: RefSeq, a predicted model, not a curated record